AUGAGCUUCCAUCAAUACGACGGACCUGCAGGCGAGUUCGCCCAGAACCACGGCUUCUCCCAGGCUGUUGUACUGCCUGCGUCGGCCAAGAUCGUCAUCACGGCCGGUCAGGCAGGGUGCGACCUGAAGACAGGCAAGGUGGUGACAACGUCUGCGGAGGCCCAGAUCUCGGCGGCGUUCGACUGCGUCGAGGCGGCGUUGAAAAAGGCCGGCGUCGAAAAGGGCCUGCUGGGUGUGCACAAGUUCCUGACAUUCAUGCUCGACACCGACCUUGAACCCGUCAUGAUGAAGAUCUGGCGCGAGCGGUGCCCUGGUCACCGGCCAACCUGGACGUGUGUCGGCUCGUCGAAGCUGUGCUUUCCUGAAAUGAUUGUCGAGAUUCAGGCCGAGGCGACAUUGUUCCAAGUCCGCCGCGGCGGCAUGUACGAGCUGCCAUCUCCGCAAGAAGCAGCCACGUUGGGCGCGCCGAGGUAUGCAACUGGCGCUGGCCGCCUGCUGAUAUUGAGCGAUGUUGGAACUGACGGGACCGCCAGCGCCACAAACCCGUCGAGUCCUGCGGAUGUGGUCGAACAGGUCGACCGCAUUACAGUCCCCUCGGCGCUGGACGAGAUCCGAGCACGGUUUGGCAGUUUGGGGGAAGGAGAUAGCCCACGAAGGAUCGAGGUGUCUCCCGGCGGGUUUGGCGACAUUUCCAAGGAGACCUCGAUCCUGGUAGACUUUGUUGCCCAAGAUUUCUCGCUCGGUGCCAUCAGCGACUACCAGGUCACGUUCAACGACAACUACACGACGGUCGCAAGGCUGCUGGCCAACGAAUUCGGCCGCGGCUUCCAGACUGACGUCUACCACUAUCGCGAUGCCCCCUUUUUCAAACGCGCCCACGGGGGAAUUCCCCGAAGCAUGGGCUUGUCCGAACUCGCCGUCCUCGACCUGUACGGCUCAUUUACCCUCCCCAGCCCUGAGGUGGCCGACAGCUUCAUUGCGGCCUUUUUCGACCGCGUCCACGCCACGCUGCCCAUCCUCGACAGGUCCGCCUUUCUCAAAGGAUACUCGGCCGCGCCGAAGCCGUCCAAUGUUUCUCUUCUCCUGCUACACAGCGUCUUACUCUCCGGAUCAACUACAUUCGAGCAUCCCAAUCUCAAACUUCCUCACGGUGAGGUGUCCUGGAGACUGUACGGCCGGGCCAAAGCCUUGGUCGAGAACAGAUUUGAACAAGACCGUCUGGUGCUGGUCCAGUCUCACCUCCUCUUUAGCACGUUUGUCUCGGACAGCUGUGACGACACGCUGCAAAACAUGUGGCUGUGUCUCGGCACUGCCGUGAGGAUAGCACAGGGCCUAGGGAUGCACCGUGCAUUGGGCAAAGCCAACGCAAGCGAACCGAUGCGAAGACAGUGGAAGCGUAUCUGGUGGUCGCUUUUUGUCCACGAUACGUUGUGUUCUUUCGAGUGGGGUCGUCCAAGAGCCAUAAACCUCGCUGAUUGCGACGUCGAAUACCUGACAGAGGCCGACUUUCAGCCCGAAUAUCCCGGCUCGCUACCGUCGGCCGAACACACGCGGUUCUUUUUGGAAUUAGUCAAUCUCUGUCUCAUAAUAUCUAGCUGGUUGGAUCUCCUUCGGCCCUGCCGAUACCGUGAUCACCAGGGCGGUGGACGAGGCAACAAUCUCGAUCGCAACUCUCGAGCCCUGGCGCUCCUCACCGAGCUGCAACAGUGGCACAAGGGCAUACCGACGACUCUACAACCACCUCGAAGCUCUGCUGGUGGUGGCGGCGGGGGCGGGGGCGCCUUGGGCACGGGAUUUACUUUGUGGACAGCCACUUUGCAUAUUACCUACCAAGCGGCGUUGCUGCGGUUCUGCACAUUGCUUCCCGAGGGGACUGACACCAUGUUCCGCGCGGCCGCAGACAUCUCACAUGUCUGUGAAGAUCUCGACCGGCAGGACCUGCUGGGGUCGCUGUGGAACUUUGGCAUCCACGAAUUCGACCUGGCCAUGGUGCUCCACGCGCGUCAGGCCAACAGUUCCGAUCCGGCCACCUCGCGUACCGGCGUGCGCAACCUGCAGCGCGGUCUUCCGUGGGCUCGCAAGCUGGGGAGCCGUUCGUCCGUGGCCCAGCAGGCUCAAAUGUUUUACGAGGACUUGGUCAAGAAGAUGAAUAAGCGUUCUCGGACAGGAAGACGUCCGGCAUCGGCAACUGCGACAACAACGAUAAGACACGACGAUGGUGUGGACGGCUCAGAUCACGGCCAAAGGCCCUCGAUGCCGACCCCUACUGGUCGCACCGCCGUAGCCGCCGCCAGUGAACUGGGAGAACCGUUUGAAGACGCCACCGUGCAAUCGUUGGCAGGGUCCAACGGCGCGCACACCGACUGGGCCCCCGAAAUGUACUUUACCGACCCUCUCUUUCAGGCGCAGAUGAUGGCCCACGACGACAAUGCCGGCUGGGGUUGGGACAUGUAUUACGACCAGGCGCAGUUUCAACAUCAACAGCAAUUUCGAUGA
Fonsecaea monophora is the source of this 2496-nucleotide messenger RNA. RefSeq lists its product as hypothetical. Gene Ontology annotation, biological process: DNA-templated transcription. The record is from RefSeq and is a predicted model, not a curated record. The transcript has 6 exons. Gene Ontology annotation, molecular function: DNA binding; zinc ion binding. Lineage: Eukaryota; Fungi; Ascomycota; Eurotiomycetes; Chaetothyriales; Herpotrichiellaceae. The coding region runs from base 1 to 2496 and encodes 831 amino acids.